This is a messenger RNA of Vigna radiata var. radiata (mung bean), 672 nucleotides long. RefSeq names its product putative proline-rich protein 21. The coding region runs from base 1 to 672 and encodes 223 amino acids. NCBI's taxonomy places the organism in Eukaryota, Viridiplantae, Streptophyta, Magnoliopsida, Fabales, Fabaceae. The transcript is spliced from 2 exons. The record is from RefSeq and is a predicted model, not a curated record.
AUGAGUGGUGCUUUAAAGGACCUCAAUUGUUCAAUCAUUCAGUCGGCCUCAGCCAUCUGGCCUCAAUCAUCCGGCAUUAGCAAUUCGGCCUCAAGUGUUCGACUUCAACCUCAGCCAUUCGACCUCAAGUAUUCGGCUUCGGCCAUCCAGCCUCGACCAUCCGACCUCAAUUAUUCGACUUCGAGGAUCUGGCCUCAACAAUUCAACCUCAAGUAUUCGACCUCGACCAUCCAGCCUCAGCAUUCGACCUCAAGUAUUCGGCUUCGACUAUCCGGUCUCGGCCAUCCAGUCUUAGCCAUUCGACCUCAAGUAUACGAAUUCGGCCUUUCGGUCUCGGCCAUCCGGCCUCAGCAAUCCGGCCUCAAGUAUUCAGCUUUGGCCAUCCAGAUUAGCCUUUUAUCCUCAAGUAUUCGGCUUCGGGGAUUCGGUCUCGACCAUUCGGCCUCAGCCAUUCAGCCUCAUCCAUUUGGCCUCCGCCAUUCGACCUCGGCCAUCCGGCCUCAGCUAUUCAGCCUCAAGUGUUUGACUUCGACCAUCUCGCCUCGACCAUAUGGUCUCGGCCAUCCGGCCUUAGCCAUUUGGCCUCAAGUAUACGGCUUCGGCCGUUUGGUCUCGGCCAUCGGGCCUCAGCCAUUCAGCCUCAAGUAUUUGGCUUCGGCCAUCCGGCCUUAG